Messenger RNA from Paramacrobiotus metropolitanus, 1270 nucleotides. RefSeq lists its product as uncharacterized. Bases 286 to 975 code for a protein of 229 amino acids. The transcript has 3 exons. The record is from RefSeq and is a predicted model, not a curated record. NCBI's taxonomy places the organism in Eukaryota, Metazoa, Tardigrada, Eutardigrada, Parachela, Macrobiotidae.
UCCUGGGUUCGGGUCCGCUCCGUACUCCUUUUCUCGGGUUCCUAUUAAUUUUAUAAUUUUAUUAGCAUUUUCUUCUGAAUCUGCUGCUUUUUUGUACCGCUUGUCCAUAUCUGAUCGUAUUUGCAAUUUUGCACCUUGUUUUCCGUCUUCGUCCGAAAUCGAGCUUGUGUUUGUUAGUUUGUACAUGUGACCGUGCUUCACGGUUUGUGGUUCCUUCACUCCUUGUGGCAGUUUCCGCUCGUUUCCGUUUUUAUUGUUCGUAUUUGUGAGAGAAGUGAGACGAUCAUGAAGCAGGAAACCGCCGCGCCAUCCAGUCUUAAUGUCACUCGGCUGUGGAACCGCGUCCCCGUGUUGGUUUUCGGGAUCAUCCAGCUUGUUGUCGGAAUGGCGCUUAACCUGAACGACAUUAUCGGAUUUAUCUACUUCCGCAACUCACGCUAUCUGGAUAGAGAGUAUGCCGCCAAGCUGUACAGCACUGUCGGCUCGGUGUUCUUCGUCAUGGGCACCUUCUUCGUCAUCACCGGGAUCCUGGGCAUCAAGGGCGGUGCGCGUCUGCCGGCGGACACGCCGCCCUCAUCCCGCCGGGCCCUCCUGAUUGCCUGUGCCGUUAUGAGCAUCCUGGGGGCCAUUGGCUCGGUGGUGUUGAUCAUUCUGUCGGUUGUGGAUCUGGGAUUGUGUGUGCAGUUCGGUCUGCAUAUCCUCAUGUUUCAGGCCAACGUCGGACAGGCGGUCGUUGCGGUGAUCAAUCUGUGCAAGAUGCCCAAGCGGGCCAAGACCCUGAAGGUGGCGCAGAUUGUCUUCCCGUCCCCCGGGACUUACCCCGGAGCGCAGGCACUCAUCUGCGAUCCCGACGGCCAACCCGUGUACUUCCUGCCGACGCAGUCCACUGGGCCGACAGCACCCCCGCAGCAGCAGCAGGGAACCGAUGUGGGACAGCCGCUGAUCAAGCAGAACAAUGUCUACCAGAAGGCUUAAAACGGCCUGUGUGAAUUUUCAGUUCUGGUUAUCAUUUGUCCCGGAAUUGUUUCCUUUUUUUGUUAUGAGUUGCUGUAGCUUAUUCAUAUGAAUACGAACUGCACUUGUAUAAUUGUUAUUUUGUUCCCUCUCUCCAGGGAUAAUUAACGCCAUGGUCAGGGAUCGUUGAAUCUCUGCAUUUUUCUUAUUUAGGUACUUCGUUUGACUGUUAGUUUGUUGAUAGGCUGGUUUAGUUGGCUACUGCCCGAGUGGCCGGUAACACAAAAUUAAUGACAAAAUCAGUACUGGUGGUGCA